Nematolebias whitei (Rio pearlfish) is the source of this 968-nucleotide messenger RNA. Its product is annotated as transcription cofactor HES-6. The record is from RefSeq and is a predicted model, not a curated record. The transcript has 4 exons. Gene Ontology annotation, molecular function: RNA polymerase II cis-regulatory region sequence-specific DNA binding; DNA-binding transcription factor activity, RNA polymerase II-specific; protein dimerization activity. Gene Ontology annotation, cellular component: nucleus. Bases 245 to 934 code for a protein of 229 amino acids. Gene Ontology annotation, biological process: anterior/posterior pattern specification; regulation of neurogenesis; regulation of transcription by RNA polymerase II. Lineage: Eukaryota; Metazoa; Chordata; Actinopteri; Cyprinodontiformes; Rivulidae.
GGGCUGACCAUAGACAAAGGAGCCGGGCUCUCAUUGGCUCGGGCCGUGUGCGCUCUGUUGGCCCCCAGCGCGAGCUGCUCAGCCUUUAUUCACAUGGUAAUACCCCCCUAUAAAUACCAACAACCGCCUCAGCGCCAGCAGCGCGGCUCCCUUGCAGUUGGAAGAUUAUUGCUUCUUUCCUGCGGACUGGAACCGGUUCCGUUUGCCAGCUGCCCCCUCCCUAGAAGGCUCAGGACGCGGCAACAUGGCCCCCUCUACUCGGCCCAGCAACGCCGAACUCUGCUUGGAGGAAGACGAGCCCCAUUGCGGGGUCCAGGGAGCGGACAGGAAGACCAGGAAACCUCUGGUGGAGAAGAAGAGGAGAGCUCGCAUCAACGAGAGUCUGCAGGAGCUGCGCGCUCUGCUGGCGGACACAGACCUUCACUCGAAGAUGGAGAAUGCGGAGGUUCUGGAGAUGACCGUGAAGAAGGUGGAUGAGAUCCUACAGAACAGGACCCAAGAGACUGAAAUCCUGAACCGAGAGGCCAGCGAGAGGUUCGCAGCCGGCUACAUCCAGUGCAUGCACGAGGUCCAUAUGUUCGUGUCCAGCUGUCCGGGCAUCGAUGCGGCGGUGGCGGCCGACCUCCUCAACCACCUGCUGGAGAGCAUGCCCCUGAAUGAGGACCACCUCCAGGACGUGCUGAUGGACCUCAUCACGGACUCUUCCGUAAGCAGCAGCACCGCCCCGGCCUCUCAGGCAGGGGGGAGCCCGUCUGGAGGGGAGACCUCCGCCCUGUCCCCGGCCCUCUCCACCAUGUCCAGCGAGGACUUGUGCUCAGACCUGGAGGAGACCGACAGCGAGCACAACCAGAGCUCCACGGAGGGAGCAGAGAACCGGGAGGCUCUGAGCGUGCCCACCCUCACCUUCCCUCGGUUCAUGUGGAGACCCUGGUAGGUCUGAGAUGCAGCCAGGAGCCGCUGGAACUGGA